Anarrhichthys ocellatus (wolf-eel) is the source of this 3259-nucleotide messenger RNA. It is a transcript of the gene edem2, whose product is annotated as ER degradation enhancer, mannosidase alpha-like 2. The record is from RefSeq and is a predicted model, not a curated record. The coding region runs from base 202 to 1779 and encodes 525 amino acids. NCBI's taxonomy places the organism in Eukaryota, Metazoa, Chordata, Actinopteri, Perciformes, Anarhichadidae. Gene Ontology annotation, cellular component: membrane; endoplasmic reticulum. Gene Ontology annotation, biological process: mannose trimming involved in glycoprotein ERAD pathway; endoplasmic reticulum mannose trimming; carbohydrate metabolic process. The transcript is spliced from 10 exons. Gene Ontology annotation, molecular function: mannosyl-oligosaccharide 1,2-alpha-mannosidase activity; calcium ion binding.
UAACCAACUAAAACCUGUCUUUAAGUAAAAGCAUACAAGUAUAACCAAAUACUAAAAGUAUGCAUAAAUAAAUCUAAAUAAAUCGAAUAAGUCUAAAUUGAGGUAGAAUAAACCCGGCUGCAGGUUUCCUCUGUUGUCUCGUGUAACUUGAACUCUCUGAGACAUUAACCUGCUUCAUUCUUCAGACAGCGCAUCAAAUCCAUGUUCUACCACGCCUACAACAGCUACCUUGACUACGCUUUCCCCUACGACGAGCUCCGCCCACUCACCUGUGAUGGACAGGACACCUGGGGCAGUUUCUCGCUCACUCUGAUCGAUGCUCUCGACACUCUGCUGGUUUUGGGGAACCACACAGAGUUCCAGCGCGUGGCGUCGCUCCUCCAGGACACCGUGGACUUCGACAUCGACGUCAACGCCUCGGUGUUCGAAACCAACAUCAGAGUGGUGGGUGGUCUGCUGUCUGCUCACCUGUUGUCAGGUAGAGCUCAGAUGGACCUGGAGCCCGGUUGGCCGUGUUCAGGACCUCUGCUGAGGAUGGCCGAGGACGCCGCCAGGAAACUGUUGCCUGCGUUCCAGACCCCCACCGGGAUGCCGUACGGUACCGUGAACCUGCUGAAGGGAGUCAGUCCCACAGAGACGACCGUCACCUGCACCGCCGGCGUGGGAACCUUCAUCCUGGAGUUCGCCACGCUGAGCCGGCUGACGGGAGACGAGACCUUCGAGAACGUGGCCCGCCAAGCCCUGAGAGCCCUGUGGAGGACCAGAUCUGACAUCGGGCUGGUGGGGAACCACAUCGACAUCCUGUCUCAGAAGUGGGUGGCUCAGGACGCCGGCAUCGGAGCCGGGGUCGACUCCUACUUUGAGUAUCUGGUGAAGGGAGCCAUCCUGCUGCAGGACGAGGAGCUGCUCGACAUGUUCACGGAGUACGACCGAGCCAUUCAGAACUACACCCGGUUUGACGACUGGUACCUGUGGGUCCAGAUGCACAAAGGAACCGUCUCCAUGCCCGUCUUCCAGUCUCUGGAGGCCUUCUGGCCGGGUCUGCAGUCUCUGCUGGGGAACCUGGACAGCGCCGUGAGAACUUUCCAGAACUAUUACUCGGUGUGGAGACAGUUUGGAGGUCUGCCGGAGUUUUACAGCAUCCCUCAGGGUUACACUGUGGACAAGAGAGAGGGGUACCCGCUGAGACCGGAGUUGAUCGAGAGCGCCAUGUACCUGUUCAGGGCGACAGGUGACCACACCUACCUCCAGCUGGGCCUCGACGCUCUGGAGUCCAUCGAGAAGAUCACCAAGACGCCCUGCGGAUACGCCAGCGUGAAAGACCUGCGAGAUCACCAGCUGGACAACCGGAUGGAGUCCUUCUUCCUGGCUGAGACCAUCAAGUACCUCUACCUGCUCUUUGACCCUGCCCACUUCCUGCACGGCGGGGGGGCGGAGGGGGCCGGGUCGUGGGAGGAAGGCGGCGAUGGCGGGCGGUGUGUUUUGGGGGCGGGGGGGUUCAUCUUCAACACGGAGGCUCACCCUCUGGACCCGGCGGCGCUCUACUGCUGCGGACGCCACACUCGGGACCGCCAGGAGCUCCGGGACGUCCUGCUCGGCCUGUCGGAGCCCGGCGGCCAAUCGAAGCCCAGACGGCCGGAAGACCGGCCUCCCGGCCAAUCGGAGAGCAUCGCUCUGAAGCCGGGCGAGAGGAAGACGAACCCCUCGCUGUCCUGUCCCGUUCAGCCGUUCAGCGCCCGGCUCGCCGUCCUGGGACAGGUUUUCACCGACGACACCUGAACUCAUCGUGACUCUGGAAGACGAAGACAGACGGACUCAGAUGUUUACGUUUAUGAAUCAAUAAUUCAUGAACAGAUUCAGCAGCUUCCAUAAAGCUGAUUCUUUUUGUUCUUGUGAUGAACUCAAAGUCGCUGCGCCGACUCUCGUUGCUCUAAUUCAAACUGAAGGUUGAAAUAUAUAUUUUUAUUUAUUAGAAAUCUUGUGGUUGUUUUGUGAUUUGUCAUGUUGUCUGUUGCCCGAAUGUAAGAUAUAAGAUAUGACUAUUCAUUCUCGUGUCAGACUUCUACAAAGAUUACAAAAAGAAGAAAUUUAAACAUUUAUGAGAUCUAGAGUAAUAAUUAUUAAGGUUAAUAAGCGUAAACACUGACACCUGUGAGAAAUAGAAUCGCCAUAAGAGUAAUGUAAAUAAUAACAACAUAUAUGAAGUGGUACUGACACCAGUAUGUCCUGGAGGUCAUACUGCACAUGAAGUCAUGCUUGAGUCAUAUGACGACGCUGAUGAAGAUCAUGAGAUUGAGUUGAAAGCUCCGCCCUCAACACGUCUGUAGUGGUUCAACGCUGCCAGCAGGAGGCGGUAGACUCACUCCUGCAGAGACCUCCACAGAUGGUUUUAGGGGGACUGAGAGAUUAUAUUAUAUAUUCAUUUGUGCACAAAAUAAUUUACUUUUUAAAGAAUAUGUAUUUCUGACUGAGCGAUGAAUAAAAUAACUGAUUCCACGUUCAGCCUUCGAUUAGCAGCAGAGAACGUGACGAUACGUCUGAACGAACGAGUUCAUCAACGAAGACAAAAUAAAAGAACUUCUUUAGGAAGACAGGAAACAAACACUCGUCGUAUUUCACACUAAGAGUUAAAAAUCUGCAUUAAAAUGAAUUUAUGAUGAUCUGAGUGUUUGGUUUCCAUCUCUGGUGUAAAUUACAGACUCACUUCACAAAGCUUCAGAGUUUAAUGACUCACUGAGAGGUGAGGACACAAGCAGAGAGAUGAAGCGUCCUCAUGUGUCCUAGCAUGUCUAUGUGUCCUCUCGUGUCCUCACAUGUCCGUCCUUGUGUCCUCCUUUUGUCCCCACGUGUCCUCCUUGUCUCCUCGUGUCUCUGAGCUAGUUACUGUCUUCCACACUCUUCACCUCAGAUUGUUUUCUGGCGGCAUUGAGGUUUUUUAUUUUAAAUUUGAAUCACCAUCAUGUCUCAGUGAAUUGAAGGUGAAGCUCUGGGAGGAGGAGGAGGAGGAGGAGGAGGAGGAGGAGGAGGUGGUGGGAUGGGAGGAGGAGGAGGACAGCAAUGUCUCCUCAUAGUUUACAUCAUAUCUUUUCAAAAUAAACCUCCGUCUUCACAGGAAACAACUGAGUUAAGUUUAGUAAAAGUUGUCGUUUGGGUUCAAACGUCCCGUACGUUGAAGCCCUCGAGGUCGAAGGAGACGAGGAACUACUUCACAUCCAAUGUUCUCUGUUUCAGUGAUGAUGUUAAUAAUAAUAAAACAUGU